This is a messenger RNA of Danio aesculapii, 1020 nucleotides long. It is a transcript of the gene ufsp1, whose product is annotated as UFM1-specific peptidase 1 (non-functional). Lineage: Eukaryota; Metazoa; Chordata; Actinopteri; Cypriniformes; Danionidae. The coding region runs from base 76 to 822 and encodes 248 amino acids. The transcript has a single exon. The record is from RefSeq and is a predicted model, not a curated record.
UCAAGAUCACGUGUGAAGUAUUUAUGUUUUCAUUAUGUAAACUGUGCCUGUCGUCUCUGUUAGGCACAAACUAACAUGGAAGAGACCGAGAAAACAGAAACACCUCAAAAAGAGUGUAUAGACUGGGGUAGAUAUGUUUAUGGACAAACGCCAAUGGCUGCCAAUAAGGAAACGUGGAGGGAUGUGUUAGUAAAUAAUGCCCAUGUCGGCCUGCCUCCGCCGUCUGCAGACUGUGACAGAUGCUCAGUCAUAUCAGGAGAGUGUCUCUAUUAUCAUUAUGGCUGCGAUGGCAAGGACGACAGAGGUUGGGGUUGUGGAUACAGAACUAUUCAGACCAUUUCUUCAUGGUUAUGUCUUAAUCAACCUGUCAGCGUAAGACACCCACCAAGUGUGAACGAAAUACAGCAGACUUUGGUGGAGAUAGGAGACAAACCUGAUUCCUUCCUGGGUUCCAGGGAGUGGAUCGGGACGUUUGAGGCUAGUCUUGUUCUUGACCAGCUCUAUGAUGUUCCCUGUCGCAUAGUGCAUGUGCGGUAUGGCGGAGAGCUUGAUCAGGCCGUAGAGGAUCUUCAUCACCACUUUCUUACUCGCGGAUCACCUGUUAUGAUGGGAGGGGAAAGGGACAACUCCUCUAAGGGGAUUUUAGGUGUGAGCACCAAUAAACACGGGAGUUAUCUGCUUGUUAUGGACCCUCACUAUUACGGCUGUCCCUUAGAUAACAACACUUUACAAACACAAGGCUGGGUUUCAUGGAAACCAGUUAGUUCUCUGGAUCAGUGUUCUUUCUACAAUAUUUGUCUGCCUCUUACUGCUAAGAAAUGACAGGGUUUUAUUUUUUAAUGAAUUCCUGUUGACUAUAAUUGUAUGCAUUGACUUCAUUACAGUAUACAAUGUCCUAACUCAAAGGUACAGAUGGAAACAAGGACUAUGAUUGCGUACAGUUUUAUACGAUGUGAUCAUUUUCAUGUUUCACCUCAUCACAUUACUAAAAUUUCUAAAUAAAAAUGUCAUUGUCCUCCA